AUGUCAAAAGCAAUCUUUCUCUCCCAGAUUGAGGGCAAACCGGGGCAGGUUUACUAUCCCCUCUCCGUUCAGAACCUACCCCAGCCGACACCGGAAGGUCGCGAAUUGCUGGUGAAAAUGACCGCGGCGUCGCUGAACCAUCGUGAUGUCUUCCUGCGUCAACACCUUUAUCCCGGUAUCACAUUCAACGUUCCUAUGGGGGCAGAUGGUGUGGGUGUGGUCGUCGGUGCUGGUCCCGCAGUGUCGAACCCUGAGCGUUGGCAGGGCAAGCGGGUGAUAUUGAACCCGGGAACGGGCUGGAAGGAUUCGCCUGAUGGACCGGAAGAUCCCAAGGGCUCUACAAACAAGGGAACGAUGCAAGAGUACCUCACCAUCGACGAGUCUGAGGUAGAAGAAGCCCCCGAGCAUUUAUCCGAUGCGGAGGCCGCUGCUCUUCCCUUGACGGGAUUGACAGCAUGGAGAGCCUUGGUGGUCAAGGCUGGCGAAAGAAAUUCGGGCAAGGGUGCUGCGGUUUUGCUUACUGGUAUUGGAGGGGGUGUUGCGUUGAUGGCACUUCGGUUCGCCGUGGCCAAGGGCGCGGAUGUCUACGUGACAAGCUCCAGCCAGGAGAAGAUUCAAAAGGCAAUUGAAUUGGGUGCCAAGGGCGGAGUCAACUACAAGGAAGAAGCCUGGGAGAAGAAGCUUCUUACGAUGCUCCCCCCGGGAAAGAAGGCCUUCGAUGCUAUUAUUGACGGCGCCGGUGGCGAUUCAGUCGAGAAAGCGGUCAAAUUGCUCAAGGCUGGUGGUGUGCUCUCCGUUUAUGGAAUGACUGUCUCUCCCAAGAUGCCUUUCUUGAUGCAAGCUGUCUUGAAGAACAUUGACGUCCGUGGCUCGACUAUGGGUUCCCGCAAGGAAUUCGAGGAGAUGGUUGAAUUUGUCAAAGCAAACAAGAUCCACCCGGUGAUCUCUCGCGUCCUGCAGACUGAGCUGGGCGAUAUUGCCGGGCUGGACGGGCUGUUCCAGGACAUGAAGGAGGGCAAGCAGUUCGGGAAGUUGGUCGUCGAAUUUGGGAAGGCUUCGGAAAGUAAACUGUAA
Aspergillus oryzae RIB40 is the source of this 1074-nucleotide messenger RNA. Its product is annotated as putative alcohol dehydrogenase. Lineage: Eukaryota; Fungi; Ascomycota; Eurotiomycetes; Eurotiales; Aspergillaceae. Gene Ontology annotation, molecular function: oxidoreductase activity. The record is from RefSeq and is a predicted model, not a curated record. The transcript has 3 exons. Bases 1 to 1074 code for a protein of 357 amino acids.